GAGGCGGGCCAGCACAGCACUGUCCGUUCUGAACGUAACUUCACUUUACGUCAUUCCUAGCCACAGUGUACUCCGUCUAUCUGCAGAAAAAUAGCCUCAGUGGCAGUGCCUGCUGUUCGGUGAACAGCCGUUCUCUGUGACUAUACUCGUCGGUGUCUUCAUCAGCUCGCCAUUGUGUAGUGCUCCUCGGCUAUUUUGGAUAACCACAGCGGGGAUAAUGAAAGUAUAGACGGCGACGGUGAAGAGUUCGAUGUCCCUCUUUUCUCGUUGUAGAUCCGCUGUUCUUGGCAUCAUAUUGACCCCAAUGCAGGAUUUGAAACCUUUGCUGGAACUACAUGUGAUACAUGUUGGGUAAAGGGGUGAAGCGCAAACUGGAUCAGGAUGAGGACAGCCUGGAGGAGGGCAGGCUGCUCCUCGCGGCGGCCGGAGCCCCGGGCAGCCACGCCAGGAUCAACUACACUCUGCAGCGCCAGACGGUGCUCAACAUCUCCCUCAUGAAGCUGUACGGGCCGCCGCAGUCGCCCUCCGCUGAACCGGCCCUGCAGCGCCGCGUGCUCAUCAACAACGUCAUCCGCCGAAUCCAUCACGAAUUCAAGGAGGAAGGCGGCGCGGGGCUGCGCGGACUCUUCUUCGCUGUCCCGUCGCCGGCGGCGUCCAGUGUCACGGAGGAGGACGAGGGCUACCGCGAAGCGCCGUCUUUCAGUGGGGCCCCCUCGCCGCCGGAUUCUGGUCUGACCCCGGCCUCGCUACUGGAGGAUGAUCCCCCUCUUUUCUUCGCCCUGCCGCCACCCUCACCCCACCCCCUUGGCUACUCCCCUAGACCGCCUGCACCUCCUGCCCCGCCACCCGCCAAGGAUAGCUUCUCCUCAGCCUUGGAGGAGAUCGAGGAGCUUUGCCCCAUCACGGCGGCGACCUCUACGGGCGCCCCCGCGCCUCUGUCUCCCCCGCCGUCACUCGAGGACCUGUCCUCUGGGAUGGACGCGAAAGAGGAAGGGAGGCGGAGCAGCUCGAACGACAAGGACUCGCUCUCGCAGGACGGAGGCCAGGCAGCGAAACCCUCCGCUGCAGAGCUGCUCCGCCCACCCUGCUCUCCCACAGACAUGUCGCCCUCUUCUGGGGGCUUCCUCACAGACUUCGCUCUGGACGACAUUUUGUUCACAGACAUCGACACAUCCAUGUACGACUUCAACCCCCCCUGCGGCGCCUCUUUGUUACCCCCGAAUUCGGGUUCGUCAAAAACCACCCCCGUGGUCACUGCGGAUGACCUGGUCAAGACCCUGUCCAGCUACAGUGGGGGAGGGGCGGGCUCUCACUUCCUGGCACAAAGCCAGCCUUUCAAAAUGGACCUGGCUGAGCUGGACCACAUCAUGGAGGUCCUGGUUGGGUCUUGACUGACACCGUAAGUUGUGUUCGUUACGGCACGUAGUUCAAGAAAACUGAGGGGAACCAGAAUGGUGCUCAUCCAAUUGGACAAACGCUAAUCUGCGUCUUCGGACGCAAUGUACUGUGCAACAAAAAAAAACCUACAGAAGGAAAAAAAGGCACACGCUGCCUGGUUAUCGGAAAGAGUUUUCCAAGGGAUUUGUGGUAACGUUUUUACACCUCUGUCCGUAAAUUGUACGAAAAAUUCUGAAACUUCACCAGAGACGUUUUGACUACACUGUGCAUGCAUUGUGCUCGCCUUUCCAAAAGGGAAAAUGAAAUGUUGAAUAGACUGUAUGGAAUGCAUUUGUUUGAUGGCCAUUUGUAUGAAAAACUACCACUCCUCUCUGAUUUCUCUAGCUUUUAUUUGUAUUUUUUAAUCACAGCCAUAUACGUCCCCUCUUUUCCAAUGGGAAACCGGUAUGUUGUACAGGCCUACUGCUUUUGAAAUACAGCACUGCGAGGGGGGGGACACUCAAGCGUCCAAAUUGAGGGUACUUUGUCCAUAUUUCAUUAACCGGUCAAUUUAUCAGUCUUAAUGAGUUUUCCAAAGGCCUCAUCAACUUUUUUUUUUUCUUUUUCUUUCUAAAUACGUGUUUUUAUUAAUGUAUUCUUGUUGUUUUAAUUAUUUAUCAAGCUGCUGUAUGCAGUAUAUCAGCUUUCAAAGGUCUAAUUUCUGGAAGACGGUCGUACGUCUCCUUCACCGUGAAUUACAUAUUUCAGUCGUCUCUUCUGACUCAAUAGGAAAUGACGCCAAAUACAAGGGAGACCUUCCCAGUUCACACCGUUGCAGACAUCAGGAAAGGUUGAAUAAUUUAUAGUGAUUUUGGAGUUAUUUAUUAUUCAUUUCUGGUGUACAUAUAUUUAUUCUAACAUGACACUAAAAUGUUUGCUUGUACAGAAUAUGCAGUGAAAUUCUGCUGGGGAAUGUGUGAGAUUUGUGUAAUAUAUUUUAUCCGCAUUUUAUUUUUCAGGGAAUCGAAUGCCAUAAGUCAAGGUGCGUGCGCGUGUGCGCGUGUGUGUGUGUGCGUUACGCUACGUCUCCUUAGCUGUUUGCAGCAGUUGGUCAGUCAGGGAAUGGUUAGCCAACAUCUUUAUCUGUCAGUGAUGACUUAAGUAAUCCAAAGCCUUUGAAACAAAGCAUUUCUAUUCUCUGCCCGUGGCAAAAAGCAAUUUCUGCUGCUUACCUCUUCUUUUCUUUGCAUUUUUUGUUAUACAACAGUCACCCAAAUUGAUUGAAAAAAAAUGUCCUUUCAUCUCGUCAAUUUCGACCUUGAAUCUGUGCCUUUUUCUAUGCAAUAUGUAUUCAUUUGUCGGAAAUAUCUGAAUUUGUAUGUAUAAAUGUGCAUACGACUUUAA
Esox lucius (northern pike) is the source of this 2781-nucleotide messenger RNA. RefSeq names its product SERTA domain-containing protein 2. The record is from RefSeq and is a predicted model, not a curated record. Lineage: Eukaryota; Metazoa; Chordata; Actinopteri; Esociformes; Esocidae. Bases 345 to 1391 code for a protein of 348 amino acids. Gene Ontology annotation, cellular component: nucleus. The transcript has 2 exons. Gene Ontology annotation, molecular function: transcription regulator activity.